AUGGCCGCGCGACGCCCGGUGCUGUUCGUCCUUGCCGUGGCGGCAUGCCUUUGGCUGUUCUCCUCCAGCGGCCCGGAGGAGGCCGUCUUCGUGGCUCAGGCCCCUGCCCUGCGCGGCCAGGCAGGUGCCUUUGCUGGCAGCAGCAUCGAGCUCACGGCAGUGGAGUCGCCAGUGGUGCUGAAGGCCCUGCCGGAGCCUCGCCCCAACGAUGCCAUGCUGCCCGUCGAGCUGAACCGAACCUCCCUCUACUGGGGCUUGCUGCUGAUUUGUCCGAACCCAGUCGCGCGAGCCAGCGCAACUGAGGGCCUGGCAGCCUUGCACUUCUCGCAGGUGCACUGCGCACGUUGUGCCAAUUGCGCGGAGCUGGGCAUCUGCAUCUUCCGGUUGCCGCAAGUCUCCUCUGAGAAGGCCUUCAAGGAGACAUCACAAGCCGGCCGCCAUGCAGCGGACUUGUGGAACGUGAGACUCUGCGGUCGCUGCGAGAAAAAGACACGAGCAAAGGUGACGGCGCACAGCCUGAGCGGAGACUCUUGGGUGGUCGAUGGCCAGCAGGGCUGGUGCGUGGGAGAUGCCAUGAAGGUCUUGGAGGAGAUGACAGGUGUGCCCCAGCGUGACCAGAGGCUCCUCUCCGGCACUCAGGAGCUCAAGGAGACGGAUGCCCUGAGUGCCGUGGCGGAGGCUUACCCCUCCUUGAUUCUGACCCUUCUGGUGCGGAAUCCGGAGUUUGCAGAGUGGCGAGAGCGUCUUCGCGCUUCCGACUUCCCCCAGGAUUUAUUCAGGAAGGCGCCAGAACAUAUUCGCGACGACCGGGAGAUUGUUAUGGCAGUGCUCGAAAGACACGGCUUCUCUCUGAAGUUCGCUUCUUCGGACCUGCAGGAUUGCCAGGAAGUGGUCCUGUGCGCGGUGCGGCAGACUGGCGCCGCGCUGGCCUAUGCCUCCCGCGAUCUCAAGGCCAACAAGGGCGUUGUGCUUGCCGCGGUCCAGCAGCAUGGGUCGUCCCUGGAGCACGCGUGCCAGGAGUUGCAGAACGACCGCGAAGUGGUCUUGGCGGCCGUCUCCAACCAAGGCCGUGCUUUGCGCUACGCUUCCAAGGAGCUUCAGGCAGAUCCAGAUAUCGCGCUGGCGGCCGUGAAGAAAGAUGCUGCGUCCUUGGCCUUCGCUGCAGCCGAGGCGCGCAACAACAGGGGCUUGAUGGAGCAAGUUGCAGAGCACCAGCCGCAUGGGAUUCGUCAUGCAGGUGAAGACCUGCGCUGUGACUGGGGCCUCUGGCUCAAGGCUGUUGCCCGAGAUCCUUCCGUUCUGGUCUUUGCUCCCCAGGAGUUGCGCGCUGGCCGGGAGUUUAUGUGCCUGGCGGCGCAGCGGAAUGGCUUCGCGCUGGAGUAUGCUGUUAAGUCGCUGCAGAACGAUGGGAAGUUGUUGAUGAUUGCGGUCGGGCAGGUUGAGCAGCAGUGCCGCACAGAGUCCGCCUUGAAUGAGCAGGACCUGGCUUGGCAGCGCCUCAACCCGCUCAUGGUGUGA
This is a messenger RNA of Symbiodinium natans, 1518 nucleotides long. Lineage: Eukaryota; Dinophyceae; Suessiales; Symbiodiniaceae. The record is from the annotation of a GenBank genome assembly.